CUGCUCCGAUCGUUGGUUCUUUAUCAUUCUUCUUUUACCGCUUAUUCAAGAGAGAAUAGCGACGGCGACUAUAUCACCUGCCAAUAUCGAUAAAGAUAAGCAAGCCAUUGUCGCCGCUAAUCGUCGAUCCCAGGGCCAUUUUCACCAUGGCCCAAUACAAGACGCUCGAGAACCAGGAUUCCGAUGUGGAAAGUGGCCCCACCCCCGCUCCGGCCGCCCAGGACGGACAGCAAGAGCGACCGAAGCCGGUGCCGGAGAGUCCAGCGGCUGCCCAGAUGCUAACGGUGUCUGUGUUCAUGCUCCUUUUUCUCGGCUCGUCGUAUUUCCAGCCGCGGCCACGUUUCCAGCAGUGGCGUGGGGGCAGAGGUCAUGGUCUGCACGCCAAGUAUGACUGCAACAUCCAACUGGUAGAGACGAUACCUCUGAACCUGACAUAUCCUGCCGGCAGCCCGCAAUUCCUGGGUACCUAUGAGGCCUGGCUCCAGUUGCUGGACAGCGCCAAGGAAGCCUUGGACAUUGGUUCCUUCUAUUGGACUUUGAAAGAAGAGGACACGCCUGGAGUGAACGACAGCAGCACACAGCCGGGCGAGGACGUGUUCGCCAGGCUGUUGGCCAACGGAAAUGGCGGCAGUCGCACACCGAGAAUCAAGAUCCGCAUAGCCCAGAGCGAACCAUCCAGUGUGUCGCCUAAUAUGGACACCAAUCAACUGGCCAGCAACGGAGCUGCCGAGGUGGUAAGCGUGUCGUUUCCCAAGUUCUUCGGCGGCGGCGUUCUGCAUACUAAGCUGUUGAUCGCGGACAAUGAGCACUUCUACCUGGGCAGCGCCAACAUGGACUGGCGGGCCCUCACCCAGGUCAAAGAAAUGGGUGUCCUCGCCACAAACUGUCGCGCGCUGACGAUUGAUAUACGAAAGAUCUUCGAGGCCUACUGGAUUCUGGGGCACACAAAGGAUUCACGAAUUCCGAAUUGGGAUUGGAGACUCAAUACGAACUUCAACCUCAAGUCCCCCAUGCAGAUAAAUGUGAACAAGAACACCAGCAUGGAGGGUUUCAUCUCCAGCUCACCGCCACGCCUUUCGGCCUAUGGACGAACUGAUGACCUCGAUGCCAUCGUCAGCAUUAUUGAUUCGGCUAUUACCUAUGUGAACAUCGCCGUGAUGGACUAUUAUCCAUUGACCAUCUAUGAUGAGCGGCAUCACUACUGGCCCUUCAUUGACGAUGCCUUGCGUCGGGCGGCUGUGGAGCGCGGCGUGGCUGUGAAGCUGCUCAUCUCCUGGUGGAAGCACUCCAAUCCCAGCGAGGAUAAGUAUCUCAAGUCCCUGCAGGAUCUGGCCUCCAAAGAGGACAACAUCGAUAUACAAAUUCGCCGCUUUAUUGUACCCGAGAACGAGAGUCAGGAGAAGAUCCCCUACGCCCGGGUCAACCACAACAAGUACAUGGUCACCGACCGAACCGCCUACAUAGGCACCUCAAACUGGAGUGGCGACUACUUUACGAACACCGCCGGCAUUGGUCUGUCGUUGAGCGAAACCCACGAGACAGAACACACCAAGACUCUAAGGAGCGACCUGCGCGACGUCUUUGAGCGGGACUGGAACAGUGGCUAUGCUCACCUGCUGAAAUGAGCAGACAUGCUUUUUUUAUUUGUUAAUUUUACAAACUUUUAAUCUUCUACCGAAUUCAAAGUAUUCCAUCCACUCCUCACAAGUUUUUCAAUUUUAUUCAUUGCUUUUAUUCAGUUUUGAUUAUGCGUGAGAGAGUAAAUAAUGAGGGGUUCGUUGCACGACCACAUAACAGAAUAUACAAAAAAUAAUACAUGUGUACUCUGUAUGAAUAAUUGGAAUAAUGCAAGUGUAUAUAAUAUUUACAGGGAAAUAUAAACAAUAUUAUAAAGUAAA
This is a messenger RNA of Drosophila kikkawai, 1898 nucleotides long. It is a transcript of the gene Pld3, whose product is annotated as Phospholipase D family member 3. Lineage: Eukaryota; Metazoa; Arthropoda; Insecta; Diptera; Drosophilidae. The record is from RefSeq and is a predicted model, not a curated record. Gene Ontology annotation, molecular function: catalytic activity.